AUGGGAGACAUUGCUACCCCCACAAACGGACAUGCCCUUGUCUUCGGUGCCUCUGGAGUUAACGGAUGGGGUUUUGUGAACGCUCUUGCCUCUGAUUAUCCCGAUCCUAAGGCAUUUGAUCAUAUCACUGCUUUUACGAAUCGUCCUCUCAAACCAGAGAUAUCGCAAUGGCCAGUCACAGAUAAGCUGCAUUUGGUGUCCGGCUUGGAUCUUAUCCAUAGCACCCAAGAGACGCUCGAGCAGCAGUUGAUUGAUCGGGUCUCUCAUCUAAAAACGGUAACUGUUGUGUAUUUCUGUGCUUAUGCCAUGGAUCCCGAACCGGAGAAGGAGACCGAGGUGAACAUUGAUAUGCUUAAUAAGACCGUGCUCGCAAUCGAGAAACUGUGCCCGAACUUCCGGUUUUUGGUCUUGCCAACAGGCAUAAAGGCGUACGGUGUGCAUCUCUUUGAGCAAUUUCCCUUCAAGGACAACGUCCCGCUCAAGGAGACUCAUCCUGAAAUUCCUGAGCCAUAUCGUUCGCAAUUAUUCUACACCUAUCAGCACAAGCUCCUUAGAGGGCUAUGCAAAGGCAAGAACUGGACUUACUGCGAUGUAAGACCCGAUGUCAUCAUUGGGUUCGUUCCGAACAAUAAUGCAUACAAUAUCGCGCAAUGGAUUGCCCUGUAUCUCAGUUUAUAUCGCAAGAUCCAUGGUGAGGGUGCGGAAGUGGUCUUUCCAGGAACCAAAAGUUGGACAAUCCAGAGUAAUGACAGCAGCCAAGACAUCAUCGCCCAGUUCGCCAUUCAUGCUAGUUUGCACCCGGAAAUAAGCGCGGGACAGAGCUUCAACAUAGCGGACGAGGCUCAGUCGACGAGCUGGUCCGUGAAAUGGCCUAUCAUGUGCCAGUAUUUCGGGCUGAAGGGUGUAGCACCCAUAAACGGACCCGGCCCGGAUCCCACAGCGUUUCUUCAUGAACAUCAGGAUGAAUGGUUGGCGAUGGAGAAGGAGUACAACCUACAGACAGGACAUCUGUUGGGUAAUAACAUAAGCAUUCCAGAUGCCCCUAGCUUCCUCAUGUCCCUAUUUGAAUUCGAUAGACCGCUGGAUCUUACCAAGGCGCAUCAGGCAUGGGGAGAUGCUAAAGAGGAAAGAGAUGUGCGGGAAGUGUGGUAUACCGCAUUCGAUCGAUUCAGGAAAGCCCGAAUCAUUCCAUAG
This is a messenger RNA of Aspergillus nomiae NRRL 13137, 1194 nucleotides long. RefSeq names its product SDR family oxidoreductase. The record is from RefSeq and is a predicted model, not a curated record. The transcript has 2 exons. The coding region runs from base 1 to 1194 and encodes 397 amino acids. NCBI's taxonomy places the organism in Eukaryota, Fungi, Ascomycota, Eurotiomycetes, Eurotiales, Aspergillaceae.